Molecule: messenger RNA, 6186 nt
Organism: Electrophorus electricus (electric eel)
Lineage: Eukaryota; Metazoa; Chordata; Actinopteri; Gymnotiformes; Gymnotidae
Gene: sos1
Product: son of sevenless homolog 1 (Drosophila)
Biological process (GO): Ras protein signal transduction
Cellular component (GO): plasma membrane
Molecular function (GO): guanyl-nucleotide exchange factor activity; protein heterodimerization activity
Source: RefSeq, a predicted model, not a curated record
GUCGGUUAUGUCUGCGACCCCUCUGCGUAGCAAACGCUUCGCGUUUAUUUCUGGAGAGCGAUCUUCGAGACAGCCAGGAGAGCACACUCGCCUUAACGUUGGCCUGAAACGCUUCAGGUUUUGUUUCUCGCACUUAUCCGACGGUACGAUUGACGAUCAAGGCCAAAACGCUCCUUUUCCCCAGCCUUCUAACCGCUGAGCGUUAGGAAAAGACUGACUCUCUUUUUCAUUGCGCAUGUUCUCGUCUUCUCCACCAGCACAACUGCGCCCAAGUCGCAACAGUCGGCCCAAAAAUAGUGAAAAAGCGGUGAAAAACGGACCGUUUCUAACGGCAUCCUGUGCACGGGGGAUUCAAAUGGACGGUCCACUAACGGUCCCCUAGUUGCCAGGGCAGCGGGGGCAACGUCAAAGGGCUCGCGCGCUGUCUGGCUCACCAAGCUGGCAACGUUCAUGGAGGAUAACAAGGUUAGCCACCCUCCCGAAGAUCCGGCCGAAAUGGACGAAUGUGCGCGGAGCUGGGGAGUCUUCUGCCCUAAACUAGAAACGGUCGGGCUGUAGAGGAACAUCGCACACCGCCGGUUUCCGCGGUGUCCGGUUCUGCCUUAAUAACUGCUGUUUGUGUCCAAAUAGCCGCCUAGCCAUCCCGUUUGUUAUUAGCUAGCUGGGGCUAGCCGAUACCCGAUCGAUCGAUACCCGAUCACGGCUAAUGUAAGCCGACUGUAUACGCUGGUUUGGGAGUCGGCCUACGCCUUUGGGAGACAUAUUUUGGACUCCAGGUCCAGAAGUUGCGUUUAGUUUCUUUCAUCGGUCCUGGGAACAGCAGUCUCGGCUAACGCUAGCUGGCCUGUGUGGAAGCUGAAGUGAACGUGGCUAACACCAGCCAGCGUCGCCCGUCCGCCUGGCCCUCUGCCCACGAUGCCAUGGUCGCAUUAGAUAUCUGCUUUUUAGUUGUGCAAUGCUCGCCGAGUGGCGGUUUUGAGAUCGCGGCGUGGGUCCGAGGUAGCCAUUACACUUCUGGUUUGUAAGGCCGGGCCCAUGGCCCUACCUCGGUUUUGAUGUGAGAGGAGGGGGGGGUAGCAGACGGAUUGAACCUGGCAGCUACCCAGCUCAGCUGAAGUCAUGCAAGCGGCACAGUUCCAGUACGAUUUCUUCAGCGAGGAGAAUGCACCGAAGUGGAGGGGGCUGCUGGUACCAUCGCUGAACAAGGUGCUAAACCAGGUACACCCGAAGCUGUCGUCUCAGGAGGAGGCUCUGCAGUACAUUGAGGAGCUGAUUCUGCUGCUACUGAGCAUGCUCUGUCAAGCCCAGCCUCGCACCGUCCAGGACGUGGCGGAGCGGGUCCAGAAGAGUUUUCCACACCCCAUCGAUAAGUGGGCCAUCGCGGAUGCCCAGGCGGCCAUUGAGAAGAGGAAGAGGAGGAACCCUUUAGCUUUGCCCGUGGAUAAGAUCCAUCCACUUCUCAAGGAGGUACUAGGGUACAAGAUUGACCAUCAGGUCUCUGUGUACAUUGUGGCGGUGUUGGAGUACAUCUCUGCGGACAUCUUAAAGCUAGCUGGAAACUACGUACGAAACAUACGGCACUAUGAGAUCUCGCAGCAGGACAUCAGUGUGGCCAUGUGCGCCGAUAAGGUGCUGAUGGACAUGUUCCAUCAGGACGAGGAGGACAUCAGCGGGUUUCCCUUAAUGGACGAGGAGCCCUCGGCGUCUGAGGAGCAGGCCUACUACGACCUGGUUAAGGCCUUCAUGGCCGAGGUGCGGCAGUACCUGAGGGACCUCAACCUCAUCAUCAAGGUGUUCCGGGAGCCCUUUGUCACCAACAUCAUGCUCUUCUCUCACCACGACGUGGAGAACAUCUUCAGCCGUAUAGUGGACAUCCACGAGGUGACCCUGAAGCUCCUUGGCCUGAUUGAAGACACCGUGGAGAUGACGGACGAGGGGAGCCCUCACCCACUGGUGGGCAGCUGCUUCGAGGAUCUGGCUGAGGAGCUGGCCUUUGACCCCUACGAGACGUACGCUCAGGACAUCCUGCGGCCCGGCUUCCACGACCACUUUCUUAGUCAGCUCUCCAAGCCCGGCGCAGCUUUCUACCUCCAGUCAAUAUGCGAAGGCUUCAAAGAGGCUGUGCAGUACGUUCUGCCUCGACUGCUCCUCACCCCGGUCUACCACUGCCUCCACCACUUUGAGAUCCUCAAGCAACUGGAGGAGAAGAGUGAGGAUGAUGAGGAUAAAGAGUGUCUGAAGCAGGCCAUCACUGCCCUCCUUAACCUGCAGAGCAGCAUGGAGAGGAUCUGCUCCAAAAGUCUGGCCAAGAGGAGGCUCAGCGAGUCGGCCUGCCGCUUCUACAGUCAGCAGAUGAAGGGCAAGCACCUGGCCAUCAAGAAAAUGAACGAGAUCCAGAGGAACAUCGACGGCUGGGAGGGAAAGGACAUCGGCCAGUGCUGUAACGAGUUCAUCAUGGAGGGCACGCUGACCCGCGUGGGGGCCAAGCACGAGCGACACAUCUUCCUCUUUGACGGCCUCAUGAUCUGCUGCAAGUCCAACCACGGGCAGCCGCGCCUGCCUGGAGCCAGCGCUGCCGAGUACAGGCUGAAGGAGAAGUUCUUCAUGCGCAAGGUCCAGAUCAAUGACAAGGAUGACAAGGAGGGCGAGUACCGGCACGCCUUCGAGAUCAUCCUGAAGGAUGGCAACAGUGUGGUGUUCGCCGCCAAGUCUGCGGAGGAGAAGAGCGGCUGGAUGGCGGCUCUGAUCUCGCUGCAGUACCGCUCCACGCUGGAGCGCAUGCUGGACACUGCCAUGCUCCAGGAGGACAAGGAGGAGCAGAUGAGGCUGCCCGGCGCCGAGACCUACCGCUUCGCCGAGCCCGACUCUGAGGAGAACGUGGUGUUUGAGGAGAACGUGCAGUCCAAGUCGGGCAUCCCCGUCAUCAAGGCCGGCACAGUGCUGAAGCUGAUCGAGCGGCUCACCUUCCACAUGUAUGCAGAUCCCAAUUUUGUGAGAACGUUCCUCACAACCUACAGGUCGUUCUGUAAGCCCCAGGAGCUCUUGGAUCUCCUUAUGGAGAGGUUCGAAAUUCCAGAGCCCAAACCCACAGAGGCCGAUCAGAUGGCCAUGGAGAAUGGAGACCAGCCACUCAGUGCUGAGCUCAAACGCUUCCGCAAAGAGUUCGUCCAGCCAGUGCAGCUCAGGGUGCUAAACGUCUGCCGGCACUGGGUGGAGCACCACUUCUACGACUUUGAGCGGGACGCGCAGCUCCUGCGCCGGCUGGAGGAGUUCAUCGGCAUGGUCCGAGGCAAGGCCAUGAGGAAGUGGGUGGAGUCCAUCACCAAGAUCAUCCAGAGGAAGAAGCAGGCACAAGCCAAUGGUCCGAGCCACAACAUCACCUUUGAGAGUUCGCCGCCCCCCAUCGAGUGGCACCUCAGCAAACCGGGCCAGACCGAUCAGUUUGACCUCAUGACCCUGCACCCUAUUGAAAUCGCACGCCAGCUCACACUCCUCGAGUCAGAUUUCUACAGGGCGGUGCAGCCGUCAGAGCUGGUGGGCAGCGUGUGGACGAAAGAGGACAAGGAACUGAACUCGCCCAACCUACUGCGCAUGAUCCGCCACACCACCAACCUCACGCUUUGGUUUGAGAAGUGUAUCGUUGAGACAGAGAACCUGGAGGAGCGAGUAGCCGUGGUGUCCCGCAUCAUCGAGAUCCUGCAGGUCUUUCAGGAACUCAACAACUUCAAUGGCGUACUGGAGGUGGUCAGUGCCAUGAACUCCUCCCCAGUCUACCGGCUUGACCACACGUUUGAGCAAAUACCAAGCAGACAGCGAAAGAUCUUAGAAGAGGCACAUGAACUCAGUGAGGACCAUUAUAAGAAAUAUCUCGCCAAACUCAGGUCUAUUAACCCCCCCUGCGUGCCCUUCUUUGGGAUCUACUUGACCAAUAUUCUGAAAACGGAGGAAGGCAACCCAGACUUCCUGAAGCGGCACGGCAAAGAGCUGAUCAACUUCAGCAAGCGGCGGAAAGUGGCGGAGAUCACCGGUGAGAUCCAACAGUACCAGAACCAGCCGUACUGCCUGCGGGUGGAGAAUGACAUCCGGAAGUUCUUCGAGAACCUGAACCCCAUGGAGGACAUGAUGGAAAAGGAGUUUGCCGACUAUCUCUUCAACAAGUCCCUGGAGAUCGAGCCCCGCAACGCGCGCUCCCUGCCGCGAUUCCACAAGAAGUACAGCUGCCCGCUGAAGUCGCCAGGCGUGCGGCCGUCAUCCAGCCGCCCGGGCCCCAUGCGCCACCCGACGCCCCUGCAAAACGAGCCGCGGAAGAUCAGCUACAGCCGCAUCCCCGACAGCGAGACGGAGAGCAGUGCGGCGUCUGCGCCCAACUCCCCGCGCACGCCCCUCACGCCGCCUCCUGCCUCCACCGCCUCCAGCUCCACCGACAUCUGCAGUGUCUUCGACUCGCCGCACGGCCCCUCCAGUCCCUUCCACUCCAACAGCGACACCAUUUUUGCCCCGGUUUCUCUGCCUCAUGGUCCACGAUCAUCAUCAGUGUCCUCCAUGGUGAGUUUCCACAGGAGCACAGAUGACGCCCCCAUCCCUCCCCCUGUCCCACCCCGCCGCCGACCUGACUCUGCCCCUGCUGAGUCCUCACCCUCAAAGAUGAUGUCGAAGCACUUGGACAGCCCUCCAGCCAUCCCCCCAAGACAGCCCACCGGCAAGGCUUACUCGCCGCGCUACUCCGUCACGGACCGCACCUCCGUGUCGGAGCCGCCCGACAGCCCGCCCACACUACCCCCCCGGGAGCCCGUGCGCACACCGGACGUGUUCUCCAGCUCGCCGCUGCUGCUGCAGCCGCCGCCACAGGGGCGGCGCAGCGAGCAGAGCCACUUCUUCCCACCCUCGCCCUUCCCCUCGCUGCCCCCGCAGAUGCCCUCUCCGCUGGGUCCGCGGAAGCACCUUCCCUCGCCACCGCUGCCGCCCACCGAUGGCGAGACGCCGCAGUGCGCUGCCGGACCCCCUCUGCCCCCCCGCCUCAGCACCUCACAGACCACCAUACCCAAGCUCCCCCCGAAGACCUACAAAAGGGAGCCGGCGCACCCGUCUGUGCACCGCGAUGGCCCGCCGCUCCUGGAGAACGCCAACCCAUCAUAAAAUGCCACCCGCCGCUCGGUUCGGCUAACACUACAGACUGAGGCAGAGAGCGGCAAAGUGACAAAUGACUGCAAACUAUUGGAAGAAAUGCCAGUGUUGGACUUUUUUGGGGGAGGGGGGAGAAAAUGACAAAAAAGAUGAUGAAUGGGAAACAAAAUGUGCCCUUAAACCAUUCAAAGAUGAUUCUCUCCCCCCCCCCCCCAGUGGAAACUGUGUUGGGAUUACCAAGCCCUCUUGAGGGUUGACUCAAUGUAUUUUUUUUUUUUCUUUCUCCCCCCCCCCUCCGUCUGUCAUGUAGCUGUUGGUGUGUGUCGUCAUUGUUCAAUGUUUGCUUAUUUUGAUUUUGUUGUUUGUUUAUUUUUGUAUGUUGCUUAUUUUCAGCAGUACUUGUCCAUGACAUGAAAUUCCCUCUCCCUGCACAGUUUAAGCCGGGACCUAAUUAAAAAAAACAACAAAAAAAACAACAAACCCCACACCCACGCACACCAUGUAAAACACACAAAAAAGCUGGAUCACAAAAGACUGUUGACCAGUUAGAACCAGCUCUGAAACGACUUUCUGAACAGUUCUCUUAAAGGAGAGGGGAUUUGGCACUAAAUAGGACUGCAUAAAGACUGGAUGCCAAUGUCUGCCUAUGGGAGAGGACUUUGGAGGCCAGCGCAGUGCUGCUCGACCAAUGGGGAGGGGGGGGGGUCUCUUUUUCCAUCAGGGCCUCCCCUCCAAUGAAAAGGGGUCUGGGAGUCAUUCAGACAACAGCUGUGUUCUAUGCUUUGAUCCGCCUCAGGCUAAACCGAAGGCGGUUUGUGUGCCAGUAGCGUCGAGUACCACAAGUAAAAAUGAAAAAUAUAUAAAUACAUGAAAAAACAGGUACCCUCCCACACCAAAGAGGUACUUCCAAGCAUUCAGGAAACACAAAAAAGUGAUCAUUUGUCCUUUGUGUUAGAAGUUUUAUUUUCUGAAUCAUUUCUGUUUUGCCAAUAAGUAUGUAAAAAGAAGAAAAAAAGAUGGUCCUCUUAAAACGAAGGGAAUAAAAGUGUUUCUACCACCUUA